AUGCACAAAUAUGGAACGGACAUUAAGCGAGUGCCUUGCUGUGUAUUUCAGAAGUUCCUGCGUGUGCUGGAUUUGAGUCGUUCUUGUAUAACAACUGUACCCGGAUCCAUAGGUAAACUUAAACACCUCCGCUACCUCGAUCUCUCAUACACCACAAUCAGAUUGUUGCCUGAUGCAACUUGUAAACUUUACGCUCUGAGAAUUCUCAAACUCAAAGGGUGUUCUCAACUUCAACAGCUGCCCAAAAAAUUUUCCAACCUGGUCAAUCUUAUUCAUCUUGAUUUAACCUUAACAAAUUUAACUUCCACUCCACCCAAAAUGGGAAAACUGAUCAACCUGCAAACCUUGCAUAAGUUUAUAGUGAAUGAGAACAAGGGGCAUCGAAUCUCUGAGCUAAAACAUAUGAAUGCACUUCAAGGAUCAAUAAAGAUUGUGCAUCUUGAAAAUGUCAAAGACGGAAGUGAGGCUGCAAUGGCCUCCUUGUCCUUGAAGUCAGGACUCACAAGGUUAGAGCUACAAUGGACAGAGAGCUCAAUGCCUGAAUCAUCAGCCAAGACAGAGAUUUCAAAUGCGACAGAGAUUUUAAAUGAGCUUCAACCUCCUAUAAAUUUGGCGGAAUUACAGGUGACAAAUUAUAGUGGUCUUAGUUAUCCAUUGUGGUUUUACAGUCAAAUGUUCCAUAACCUUCAAAAGAUUCACUUGCACCAUUGGCCACAUUGCACCGAACUCCCACCGUUGUGGAAACUUCCAGUUCUAACGACUCUUCAUUUGGAUUCAAUGUGCAAGUUAAAGCAUGUUGACCGUCAUUUUUUUGGGGAUUCCCAGCAGGAGUGGAGGUUUGGGGCAUUGGAAUAUUUAGAAGUGCGUAACAUGGAACAACUUGCUAGUUGGAAUAGAUUGGAGCAUGGAGACAUGCCUUGCCUCAAGGAGUUAAGAUUUGUGAGGUGCCCUUGGUUGACUGUGAUGCCUACAUUGCAUUGCCUAGUUUCGCUAAAGACACUAGAAAUUACAGACUGCCCACGCUUGAAGAGAAAUCCUAAUGUGCCAUUAUCGUGUGAUAAAUUUAUCUUUGAUAGUUAG
Molecule: messenger RNA, 1080 nt
Organism: Beta vulgaris subsp. vulgaris (sugar beet)
Lineage: Eukaryota; Viridiplantae; Streptophyta; Magnoliopsida; Caryophyllales; Amaranthaceae
Product: putative disease resistance RPP13-like protein 1
Exons: 1
Coding region: 1-1080 (359 amino acids)
Molecular function (GO): protein binding
Source: RefSeq, a predicted model, not a curated record